This is a messenger RNA of Rhizophagus irregularis DAOM 181602=DAOM 197198, 2190 nucleotides long. RefSeq lists its product as uncharacterized. Lineage: Eukaryota; Fungi; Glomeromycota; Glomeromycetes; Glomerales; Glomeraceae. The record is from RefSeq and is a predicted model, not a curated record.
AUGUCUGACACACAAGAAAUUCAUAAUUACCCCUUUGACUCAAUUAUUAAUUUUAAAAAAUCAGGACAUAGUUUUUCAUAUAAAAUUAUAAAAGAAGGAACGUAUCCUAAUAAAUCUUUAUUAGCGUACACUCUUCCUCCUAAUAAAUAUCGAAUCCCUGAUGAUUAUAUGGUAGAAACAACUUGGGGUAGAAGUAAUAAUCGAUGUGUUGUUCAGUGUUUUAUUAAUUACAUUGAUAAUAAACCAGUUUUUCAAAUCUGGUUUGGAAAGUGUUUUGAACAUGUAGUAUCUUCAGUUAGAAGUGCGACGGAUGUUACAAAUUUAUUUCAUAAAGAAUAUACAUCUUUAAAAAAAACAAAAACAUCAGGAAUUUAUUUGUUUGGUCUUCAUCUCAAAACAUUAGAAAUGGCAAGAGAAGGCAAGCGACGUGCACAUAUAUUAAAACCAAUUGACCAAUGUGGAAAUUCCACCCUUACAAAACGUGCUAUGAGUAUUGGAAAACAUAUAUUAGCUGAAUUCAACGAAAAAACACAGAAGCUAUAUAAUUUGGAAGACGUACCAGCAUUGGAAAGUAUAUGUUAUUCUGUUAAUAAAAAACAUACUUUUAAUAUCAGUUACGAGAAUGAAGAUAAAACUAAAAAAAAACAAAAACUUGAAUCAAUAGUUAGAGCAUUAGAUGAAGGCAAUAUUCCAAGAGAUUCUUAUAGACGUCUAUGUGCUAUAGAAUAUAACCUAUCACGUGAAGGAGAAAUAUCUAAAGAACGUAUAAAUAUAAAUGAAAUAAUGGUCCAGCUCAUACCAAUAACAAUAGUAGAUAUAAAUACUAAAAGUCAAGUGGAUGAAUCCGAAGGAGUAGAUAUAGAUGAUGAAUCUAUAACACAAGAAGUAAUUAAUGCAGUUGGUAAAGGUGGCUAUAGAAAUAUUAAUAAUAUAUUGUAUUAUUUGGUUCCUAACCUUGUUCAAAAAGGCAUCUUGAAUCCAGAUCAGCCCAUAAUUAAUCUUCGAAUCUCUGGAGAUGGGCGAAACGUAGGAAGGAAAGUAAAACAUGUAAUCAUCACAGUGGCUAUUUUAGAUGAUAAAAAUACUUCACACAAACCAGAUCAUCAUUAUACGACCAUACUCUAUCCUGGAUGUGAAGAUUACAACUCUCUAUCAAAUGCAAUGACCCAAUUCUGCCAUGAUCUAAGAAAUUUAAAAGAAGGACUGGUAAUUGAUAAUGUAAAGUGGAAUUUUCAAUUUUAUUUUUCGUCUGACUGGAAGUUCUUAGCAAUCUGUUUGGGUUUUAAUAGCGCUCAUAGUAAAAAUUUCUGCCCUUGGUGUACAAUUGAUAAAUCACAACAAGGAGAUCUAUCAAAAGAAUGGAAGAUUAAUAAAGAAAUAGAUAAGUUAGUUGAACAAAAUAAUUACUAUAAAGGACAUAUAAGAAAACCACUUUUUGAUAUGAUACCUCUUAAUCACUGGGUUCCUGAUGAAUUGCACAUUAUGCUUAGAAUUACUGAUCGUUUAUGGAGUCUUGUGAUAGCAGAAUUAACAGAAUAUGGUUUGUUUAAUGAUACUGCACGAAAGAUAAUUGUAGAGGAAAUGAAAAGAAUUAAAGUUAAGUUUCAAUUCUGGCAAAUUCAAGAAUCUAAAACUUGGAGCUACACAUCAUUAAUGGGAAAUGAUAAGAUCAAAGUAUUACAAUUCUUUGAUUUAUCAAAAAUUCUUUCAAGACAACGCGCUAAUAUGAUACGAAAUCUAUGGAAUAAAUUUUAUGAACUCUACAUAAAAAUGAAGGACCAAAAAACAAAUGCUGAAGAAUUUCAAAAUGAUGCAAAGAAUUGGCUUACUUUAUUCUUAACGCCAUCUGAAGGUAUUCCAAAUACUCAAGGAUUCAAAAAAGGUCUUUAUAAACCUAAUGAUAUGACACCUUACAUUCAUGUGUUAGUCCAUCACGUUUCUGAAUUUAUGACAAUUCAUCAAAAAUGGGGAUUAAAGUCAUUUUCAUGUAGUGCAGUGGAAAAAAAAAAUCAUCAGCAAGUUUCUUAUUUUUUUCGUAAAACAAUGAAAGAUGGAGGUAGAAAAUCCAAGUCAUCAGCAAUUAUUGAGAUCUUAGAACAUGAAAAUCGAUCUCUUUUUUACAAUUACCAUAAUGUUUCCUUAAACUCUCAAAAACCUCAUAAAAUUCAUAUUAAAGCUGAAAAUAAUUAG